UAUCAUGGGUUGUGCUCCUUCUUCUGAUAGUCCUGAUCAUGCAUCAUUUGAACAUCAUGAACAGCAGUAUUUUAGGAGUGAAGUACACACAUGGAGCCAUCAAGAAACGCAUUUUCACCAGAGUACACACCAACAACACACUUCUUCUCACCAGAAUACACAACAAGAGCAACAAUAUUCACCAAAAAAAUUACAAACACCAAUCGAGUAUAAAUCAGCACCUGUGCAAAUCGUGACUGCUAAACACAAAAGUGGUGAUAAAAAUGGGCCAACUGGAGUUAAAAGCAGGAAAACCAAAAGUGUUGUUGAUUUUAACCAUACUAACGAUAUGAUAUUGCCUGCACUGCCAGACUUCAAGGGAACCGAGUAUGUACCAACAGACAUUGGAACACAUGAACUGUUCUUAGAUUUUCGGACAUCGUCUGUCGAUUUUCCCACAUAUGCCCCUCCUCAACCGGACGGAGAUCUGUAUACUGACUACGAUUUUACUGUGGAUAUUGCUUUUCCUAAAAACUCAGAUUUGGAAUGGAAAAGACCUAUGGAAGUCGCAGAAGACCCUGUUCUCUUUUCAGACGGCGCAACUCGAUUUGACAUUGGACAAGGUGAAGUCGGCACUUGUUGGUUUAUGGCUAUGGUAGCCAACAUUGCAGACAAACCAAGAUUGUUACGAAGGGUAAUACCGAGCGAUGCUUACAAAAUAGGAUCGGACAAUUAUGAUGGGAUUUGUCACUGUCGGUUCUGGAGAUUUGGUUUUUGGCAUGAUACCUAUAUUGAUGACUUUCUACCCAUUACGGAUGAAACAAAAAUAUUUGGGGCUCACUCUGCAACAGAUCCGAAUGAGAUGUGGGUGGGUCUCCUGGAAAAGGCUUUCGCGAAAUUAUAUGGAUCGUACGACGAAAUAACCGAGGGGUUAAUAGCUGAUUCCUACUUGAACUUAACAGGAGGAGUUGCGGAGAGGAUCGACUUUUCGACGAAAAAGAUUUCCCCAAAACGAUUAUUCCAAAGGUUAUACAAUGCCUUCCAAUGCCCUACUACUAUGGCUGGAUGUAUAUGUCCGCAUGAAAGCGAUGGUAAACGUGGAUUGGUAGGAGGUCAUGCUUACUCCAUAAACGGAGCUUUUAUUGUGGGUGAAGCCAAUUUAUUAAGAUUAAGAAAUCCCUGGGGCAACGGUGAAUGGAACGGCCCAUGGAGUGACAAGAGUCCUAAAUGGAAAACUGCCCCAUCAGACUGUGUCCCACACCCUUCAAAAGACGACGGAGAAUUUUAUAUGGAUAUAAAUGAUUUUCUGCGAUACUUUGAAGAUUGUACCAUUUGUAAUCUAACACCGGAUUUUGACAGAGAUGGAUUUCCUGAUAUGUUAAACUACGUUACGUGUAUAUAUGGAAACUGGCGAGAUGGAAAGAAUGGUGGAUUUGAACAACGAACAAAGAAUCCAUUUUACAGUGUUACACUCGGCGAUGAAGCAAUGAACGAUGAAGGUAAAGUUUCCCUUGUUGUUCAGAUAGUACAAAGAACAUUGGAGAGCAGGAAUGAUAUUACUGAAGUCAGAUGCGAUCUAUUCAAGGUUCUCGGCAAAAAGGAAGAAUGUGUUUCCCUGGAACUGUUAGGUGACAAGUCUAAUGUAUACAUGCCAAGUGUACAAAUACUAUACAGAUUUCUGGUUGAACCAGGUUCAUAUGUGGCUAUACCCUCGACAUUGGAAGCUGGAUACGAAAAAGAGUUCCUGAUCAGAUUUUUUACCGCUGCUCCAGUGUCAAAUCCUCAUGAACUAGACAACAUUACAAUAAUGACAGGAAACGGAAGAAAUGGCGACAAACCAGGUGGAAAUUCACGUUUUAAAUGUACCAAAUGCUCAUUUGGUGCAUUCAAAAGUGGUGUUAAUGCUGGUGGAACAAUAGAGAGUGACAAGUUUGCAAAUAAUCCCCAGUAUAAACUGAAAGUCAAAAACGAACAAACAUUUAGGGUUGAAGUAAUGCAACCAGAAAAGGAAAAUGGCUUUGGACUUGGUAUCAAACUCUUUAGAGCUCCUAAAGCUAUUUUUCCUGCUAAUAACGACUGGCUAAAUGACAACUACAGCAAAACUUUGAGAGACAGUGAAGGUGGUGAUGGCCCUUACCAAUUGGGAACUUCUGUAGACACUUGUUACACAGUAAAGCCGGGAACAUAUGUACUACUUAUUCACUGUGAUAGUGAAGCGGAUGAAAACGAAUUUUCUGUUGCAAUUUAUUCAGAAUGUCCAGUUGAAGUGGAAUCAGCACACGUAUAAAUGUUUAAACAAAUAUAUCUAAAUUCUGAGAUAAAUACUGAAAUGAAGGGAUAUUGUGGAACGUGGAAAUAGGAACUUUAUAGACAUGCAUAAUAAAAUAGAACAAAGAAACUGUCUUCCUGUUCUCAUACAGUGGUAUCAUCACCAAAAACAGAUUGAUAACCAGGUUGCCUCUUUUUAUAAUUUAGAUUUACAAUUACCACAUGAUAUUGUUUGAAUGUAAAAUAUGCAUUUUGUAUCCGGUUGUGGUUUCCAGCUAUCAUAGAUUUUUAUACGACAAUUUAUGAACUAAAAAAGUCUAGUAUUUCAUAGUUGACUUAUAUGUGACUUUUUUUUUACAUGUUAUUUGUUCGAAUA
Mytilus trossulus (common blue mussel) is the source of this 2623-nucleotide messenger RNA. RefSeq names its product calpain-A-like. Gene Ontology annotation, cellular component: cytoplasm. The transcript has 16 exons. The coding region runs from base 5 to 2266 and encodes 753 amino acids. The record is from RefSeq and is a predicted model, not a curated record. Gene Ontology annotation, biological process: proteolysis. Gene Ontology annotation, molecular function: calcium-dependent cysteine-type endopeptidase activity. Lineage: Eukaryota; Metazoa; Mollusca; Bivalvia; Mytilida; Mytilidae.